UUAAGUCGCGGAAGCGAUUUUUCGACCGGCCCCUGUUGGUACCACCGCAAAUUCGGUAGCGAGGCUAGGAAAUGCCGAAAACCAUGCACCGGCCCAGGAACAACAUCUGCACAAUAGUGUCGCUCUGCAGAUGCUGCGGUGGAGACUGGCGAACUCACCACUACAGCCGCAAUCUUUCGUUUACGAAUUGCUGAUUCAACUACGUCAACGCAAUUUUUAAUCGACACCGGCGCCGAUGUGUCUGUGGUUCCGAAAGAUAUGCUUACUGCGAGAGUAAAACCAUCCCCGAUAAAACUGUUCGCCGCGAACGGAUCGCCUAUUAAUGUGUACGGUGAAGUAUUGUUAAAGAUAUGAAACGGAAGCGCCUCAUCGAUAAUACCACCCAUCUUGAGUCCGUUGGGUUACUAGCGAAGAGUGAGCAGUGUUCGGUUAAAACUUUUAGUACAGAGUCGCCUUACGCCGAGUUGUUAGCCGAGUUUCCGAAUAUCACUCGCCUGGCGCCACCGGGUACGAUUAGCGAUGCAUCGAUUCACCAUAGAAUCGAAACGACAGGGCAACCUGUUUACGCACGCCCACGACGUCUGUCCCCGGACAAGCUUCAAGCAGCGAAGACCGAAUUUGAGCAUCUAAUGAAGCUUGGCAUAUGCCGACCAUCCAGCAGCAGUUGGGCGAGCCCACUCCACAUGGUUAAGAAAGCAGACGGUUCUUGGCGGCCGUGUGGAGACUACCGAGCACUCAACGCGCAAACCAUCCCGGAUCGCUACCCUAUACCGUACCUGCAGGACUUCUCUACUAUAUUGCAAGGUAAAACUAUAUUUACUAAAAUUGACUUGCAAAAAGCCUUCCAUCAGGUACCGAUCCAUCCCGCUGAUAUUGCAAAAACUGCCAUCACGACGCCGUUCGGACUGUUCGAGUUUUCGUUUAUGACCUUUGGAUUGCGGAACGCAGCGCAAACGUUUCAACGGCUUAUCCACGAGGUCGUCCGAGGGUUGGAUUUUGUAUUUCCGUACAUCGACGACCUAUUCAUCGCUUCAUCAUCACCCGAAGAACACCGAGAACAUUUGCGGCAAUUGUUUACAAGCCACCUGCGUACGACUGCAUACCACCCUCAGUCAAAUGGCAUUAUCGAACGAUGGCAUAGGACCCUAAAAGCAUCUAUUCUGUGCCAUGAUCCCGAGCACUGGAGCGAGUACCUACCGAUGAUCCUACUCGGGCUGCGGGCAGCCUACAAGGAAGACCUUAAAUCAUCGCCUGCCGAGAUGGUAUAUGGAGCAACUCUCCGAUUACCGUCUGAGUUUUUCACAAACAACUUAGACAACCCGAACGAAGCUGAAUUUGUCGCCAAACUCCGUACAACUAUGCGACAAAUUCGCCCCCGAGAGACUGCCAGGCAUGGAAAUCACAGUGUUUUCAUACACCAGGACUUAAAGACGUGUAAGAACGUCUUCGUGCGCAACGACUCGGUCCGACCCUCGCUAUCGCCACCGUAUGAAGGACCAUUCAAGGUGCUGAACCGAGCCGAAAAAUUCUUCAAGUUGAACAUACGAGGCCGCACAGUCAACGUUUCGGUCGAUCGCCUGAAGCCAGCGUAUUCACUAGAAGAUCAGCAAACCACAAGUGACAAGUUGUUGCUUUACGAUUUCAAGAUCGAGUAUGUUCAAACCGAUAAGUUCGGAAAUGCUGAUGUGCUCUCUCGUUUAAUGAAUCGUCAUGAGAAGCCAGAACAGGACUUUGUGAUUGCAAGCAUCGAACUGGACAACGACACUAGCAGCACCAAACGUCGAUUUGUGAGCCAAAACUGA
Anopheles moucheti is the source of this 1802-nucleotide messenger RNA. RefSeq lists its product as uncharacterized. The record is from RefSeq and is a predicted model, not a curated record. The transcript has 4 exons. Bases 351 to 1802 code for a protein of 483 amino acids. NCBI's taxonomy places the organism in Eukaryota, Metazoa, Arthropoda, Insecta, Diptera, Culicidae. Gene Ontology annotation, biological process: DNA integration.